ACUACUUUGCUCAAAUGCUCUGUAAAUCAGGAGGACAUUUGUACCAUGAGUAACUUCUUAAAACUCAGGCUGCCGAGCAUUUUGGUUUUGUUAUUGUUUCUUAAUGGAAGGAGGUAUUUUUAAGUGGAAAUGCCGGUAGAAAUUCUGAGAAAUGGGCUAUAUUUACUACUGUGUUUGGUUUGUAAGGCAUGAGUAAUGCAACUCUUGAGUGGAGGGUUCUCACCUAAAGGAUGCAAAGCAAAUUAAAUAGAUGAGAAUGGAACAAAUCUGGGCAGGUGUUUUAGCUGCUUUUCAAAAUACCCGUCUUGAUGUAGAUUUGUUUGUUUCUCUGAGCAGUUCUGGGUAUUCUUCUCUAGCCUACAAGUAAACAAGAGUUUUACAAUCCUGUCUUAAUCUGAGUCUUUACUCUUCUGGCAAAUUGGCUUUAUGGGGGCAGUUAGAUGGGAGGUAAUGGUUUUACUCUUCAUCCAUUUUCAGCCAGCAAAGUUCAAGAAUAAUCUUUCUUCCAAGACUAAGCUGAUAUUGGCACUGAAAUGGAGAGUUUAUCUCAAAUCCUGUGCAUCAGUCCAGAGAUACUGCAGUUACUUGGUUAUUACCAGAGUGUUCAGAAAGGACUUGUAAGACUUCCUGCGUAAUUUUUGGGGUGGUUUUUGUUUAAAGUUUUUUGCUUUGGUUUUGUUUUUUAUUUUUCACUGUCUUGGUUGGUUUUCUUUUUAUUUUUUUGUUUGUUUUGUUUUGUUGGUGCUUUUUUUUGGUGGAGUUUUUUCGUGGUUUUUUGUUUGUUUGUUUGUUUUUUUGUUUUUGUUUUUUUUUUUUUUAGGAAAUCUCCUAAACAAAACAUGAUUUUAUUAAUGCUGAUCACUGAAACUCACGAGUAAUAGAACAGUCUAGAUGUAGGUGUGGGCUUAAGGAUUAAUAAUGGGCAAUCAUUUGUUUGGAAUUUCAUGGGCAGCAUGAUGCUGUUGGAGACAGCUGAUUUCCUUUCCUCGAGUGUGCUGGCUCUGGUGCCCACCUGGGAGUUGAUUCAGGGAAUCGUCUGUGGUGGUUUUCUCCUAAUCUGUGGGAUUUUUCCUUUGCAGGACCCGUGGGGGCACAGCCCCUGCUCAUGGUGCCCAGACGUCCCGGCUAUGGCACCAUGGGCAAGCCCAUUAAACUGCUGGCCAACUGCUUCCAAGUUGAAAUCCCAAAGAUUGAUGUCUACCUCUAUGAGGUGGAUAUCAAACCAGAUAAGUGUCCUCGGAGGGUGAACAGGGACGUGGUGGACUCUAUGGUGCAGCAUUUUAAAGUGACAAUAUUUGGGGACCGUAGACCAGUUUAUGAUGGGAAAAGAAGCCUCUAUACAGCAAAUCCACUUCCUGUGGCCACUACUGGGCAGGUGGAUUUGGAUGUGACACUACCAGGAGAGGGUGGAAAAGAUCGUCCCUUCAAAGUGUCAAUAAAGUUUGUUUCUCGGGUGAGCUGGCACUUGCUGCAUGAAGUUUUGACAGGAAGAACCUUGCCUGAGCCUCUGGAACUAGACAAACCUAUCAGCACUAACCCUGUUCAUGCUGUCGAUGUGGUGCUACGACACCUCCCCUCCAUGAAGUACACCCCUGUGGGCCGCUCCUUCUUCUCAGCUCCAGAAGGCUACGACCACCCCCUGGGAGGGGGCAGGGAGGUCUGGUUUGGGUUCCAUCAGUCAGUCCGACCUGCCAUGUGGAAAAUGAUGCUCAACAUCGAUGUUUCUGCCACUGCCUUCUACAAAGCACAACCCGUAAUUCAGUUCAUGUGUGAAGUCCUUGACAUUCAUAAUAUUGAUGAACAACCACGACCUCUGACUGAUUCUCAUCGGGUAAAAUUCACCAAAGAGAUAAAGGGUCUAAAGGUAGAAGUGACUCACUGUGGGACAAUGAGAAGGAAGUACCGUGUCUGUAACGUAACGAGACGGCCUGCAAGUCAUCAAACCUUUCCUUUACAGCUAGAAAAUGGCCAGACUGUGGAGAGGACAGUAGCACAGUAUUUCAGAGAGAAAUACAACCUCCAGCUGAAAUAUCCUCACCUUCCUUGUCUGCAAGUGGGACAGGAACAAAAACACACCUACCUGCCUUUAGAAGUGUGUAACAUCGUGGCUGGCCAGAGGUGCAUCAAGAAGCUGACAGACAAUCAGACAUCAACCAUGAUAAAAGCAACAGCCAGGUCUGCCCCAGACAGGCAGGAGGAAAUCAGCAGAUUGGUGAGAAGUGCAAAUUAUGAUGCAGAUCCAUUUGUCCAAGAGUUCCAGUUCAAAGUGAGGGAUGAGAUGGCCCAUGUGACAGGACGUGUGCUCCCAGCCCCGAUGCUGCAGUACGGAGGACGGAAUCGAACCGUGGCAACACCAAGCCAUGGCGUGUGGGACAUGCGAGGGAAACAGUUCCACACUGGGGUGGAGAUCAAGAUGUGGGCCAUAGCUUGCUUUGCAACACAGAGACAGUGCAGAGAAGAAAUUCUGAAGGGUUUCACAGACCAGCUGCGCAAGAUCUCCAAGGACGCCGGGAUGCCGAUCCAGGGCCAGCCCUGCUUCUGCAAGUAUGCCCAGGGUGCAGACAGCGUGGAGCCCAUGUUCAGACACCUCAAGAACACCUAUUCAGGGCUUCAGCUCAUCAUUGUCAUCCUGCCAGGGAAGACACCUGUGUAUGCGGAGGUGAAGCGUGUGGGAGAUACACUGUUGGGAAUGGCCACACAGUGUGUUCAGGUCAAGAACGUCAUUAAAACAUCUCCACAGACCCUUUCAAAUCUGUGCCUGAAGAUUAAUGUUAAACUAGGAGGAAUCAACAACAUCCUUGUACCUCAUCAGAGACCUUCUGUGUUCCAGCAGCCAGUGAUCUUUUUGGGAGCUGAUGUCACUCACCCUCCAGCUGGAGAUGGAAAGAAGCCUUCCAUUGCUGCUGUUGUAGGCAGCAUGGAUGCUCAUCCCAGCAGGUACUGUGCCACGGUGAGGGUCCAGCGGCCCCGGCAGGAGAUCAUCCAGGACCUGGCCUCCAUGGUCAGGGAGCUGCUCAUCCAGUUCUACAAAUCAACACGGUUCAAGCCCACCCGUAUCAUCUUCUACAGGGACGGGGUCUCUGAGGGACAGUUCCGACAGGUUUUGUAUUAUGAACUGCUGGCCAUUAGAGAAGCCUGCAUCAGUUUGGAGAAGGAUUACCAGCCUGGAAUAACCUACAUUGUGGUGCAGAAGCGACAUCAUACACGGCUGUUCUGUGCUGACAGAACAGAAAGGGUUGGACGAAGUGGAAAUAUUCCAGCUGGGACAACUGUAGAUACAGACAUUACACACCCCUACGAGUUUGAUUUUUACCUCUGUAGCCAUGCUGGAAUACAGGGAACCAGCCGUCCCUCCCACUACCACGUGCUGUGGGAUGACAACUGUUUCACAGCAGACGAGCUGCAGCUGCUGACGUACCAGCUGUGCCACACGUACGUGCGCUGCACCCGCUCCGUCUCCAUCCCCGCGCCCGCCUACUACGCUCACCUGGUGGCAUUCAGAGCACGCUACCACCUCGUGGACAAGGAACACGACAGUGCUGAAGGGAGCCACGUGUCAGGACAGAGCAACGGGCGAGACCCGCAGGCCCUGGCGAAGGCUGUACAGAUUCACCAAGACACCUUACGCACGAUGUACUUCGCUUAAGUCAAUGACCCGGGAGACACUCACGGAGAGGAGAACUGAGAACUUAAGCCACAUACAAUGUAUGUUUCCAGGGGGUUGGUUUAGGGGCUGUGCCUCCCAUCGUGCUGGAGCUGACGCUGUGCAGGGGCGAGAGGCUCACCCUUAAAUUGACAUGAGGAAGAUUGUUUACUUCAUCCAGGAACACAGCACUAUUAUGCAAUAUGAAACCAGCCAACUGCUUUUUUGGGGCGGGCUCCCGUGGGAAGCACCGCCAUCAUUUUUUUUUUAAUUAUUAUUUCUCGUAGUUUAACCCUCUUCUGCCUUUACCUCAAGUUGCUCGGCAGCACAACUAUUGUUGCAAAAAAAAAAAAAGUAAUAAUAAACUAAAAUCUAUUGUGUAAUUUAAAACAAAAAACAAACCACCUUUUAGGAACAAUCACAGUGAUUGUUUGGAGAAGGGAAGUGUGCAAAAAAGAAAAUAAGUUUUUAAUCCCCGUGCAUUGAGGAAUCUUUCUCUGUGUUGCCAUCGAGCAUUCGAAUGUGAACAUAUCCAAGUGCAUUGGAAUGUAUAGCACUAGCUAGGAAACAGUGAGGGGGGGAAGAUGUUUUGCACACUAGUCCAAUAAUUUGAACCUAAUUUAGCCAAUGGCUGCCUUUGUGUCUUUUCUAACAGCUUUGGAGUUCUCAGCUCCAAGAGUUCCCUUUCAAAAGCAAUCCAAGAAGCUCGUGGUUCAUGUGCAGGCAGUAGUGACCCAACUCUUCUUGCUCCCUGGGGGAAUUUACUAAAGCUGCUGUUUUACCUAGUCCAAAAGUUUCAAUUUUUUCCUAUCUGGCAAGUCAAAUCUGUUGAAACUUCACAUAAGAUCUGAUGUCCCAGGUUUUCUGGGAUGACAUACAGUAACCACCAGAACUGAAACUUUAGAGCUAAGGUCUUUUUGGAU
Molecule: messenger RNA, 4566 nt
Organism: Cinclus cinclus
Lineage: Eukaryota; Metazoa; Chordata; Aves; Passeriformes; Cinclidae
Gene: AGO3
Product: argonaute RISC catalytic component 3
Exons: 19
Coding region: 1106-3646 (846 amino acids)
Biological process (GO): regulation of stem cell proliferation; regulatory ncRNA-mediated gene silencing
Molecular function (GO): RNA binding; protein binding
Source: RefSeq, a predicted model, not a curated record